CAAGGAAGUUACAACUUUCGUUUUUGAAAACGCCAGAAAUUCGCUGACUAUCCAAACUGCAACUAUUUAAAUAAUACAACCACGUGUGAAAGUAAUGAGUUGUGUACUUAAGAUAUUCGAGUAACUAUCGGAAAGGACUUCCUUUCAACAGUCACCAAAAGCACUCAGAAAAGUGGAUGCAGUUCCCGGACGAAAGGCACAAAUGGCAUCUGGAUCGGCUCCUGACGUCACCUACUGCCAGCCAUGCGCGGAGGACGGCAAGGAAAUACUCCCCGAGGCCUUCUGUCCCGUCUGUAAGGAAUUCCUGUGUUCUAACUGUGCCCGAGUACAUCGAAACCAGAAAAUAACCAAAAGCCACGCCCUUCAGGACAAGGACAGUAUGCCUUCCUCAUUCCAUGAAGAAAGUGAAGAUGAAAAGUUUACAGAAACAUGUCAGCUUCAUGCUAAAGAGUUUAUUAAAUAUUACUGUUCGCGUCAUGAUGCAUUUUUGUGUGGAGACUGUUUGAUUGAGAAUAAAGAGCAUCGCUCUUGUAAGGUAGAGAAAAUUUCGCAAGUGGCAAAACAAUACAAGCAGGGAGCAGAAUACAACAACCUUAAAACAGGACUUGUCCAGAUGUCCAGUGACAUUGGCAAACUUUCACACAACAUACAAGCGAUCAUGAAAUCAGUAGAAGAAGAAAGCCUUACAAAUAUUAAUGAGCUUCGCAAAUUCAGGACUGAAAUUAACCAGUACCUGGAUAAGAGGAAAAACGAACUCUUGGCAGAAAUUGAUCAGAAGAAACGGACAUCCAAGACACUGCUUGAUGAACUGAAAUCAAAAUGCACAAACAUGAAAUCAUCCAUUGAGAAACUAAAGUCGGAGCUACAAGCACAGGACGACAACAGCAACCAGCUAUUAAUAGUAGGAAAACGAGCUAUAAAAGAGCUGGCAGGUCUCCAGACAGCCCUGGAACAGGUGAGCAGGAGGAGUGAAGUUCCCAGAUACAAGUUUCACAGGGACCCCGCAACUGAGCAGUUAAUAGCUUCUGAAAAAGCAAUAGGAGGGUUGGAAGAGGGCGAAUCAACUUCGGCGUUAGUGCACCAGCAACGACAACAGCAGACGACGCAGGAACAAUGGCAACAGGAGACGAUGCAACAACAUAAAAAACACAUGAAAGCUGUAUCACAAAAAGGCGAAUCAACUUCGGCCUUAGGGCAUCAAGAACGACAACAACAGAAUGAGCAGCAGCCACGGCAACCCGUGACGAUGCAGCAAAAACAAAAACACAUGCAAGGUGUAUCACAAAAAGCCCACUUCAAAGGCAGUGCAGACCUAAGCCGGGCCAAGUUCAGCAGACAGCCUGACAUUUCAAUGAAGAUAUCAGGUGAUGGCAGUGACUGCUUCCUGACCAGUGUGGCCCUCCUGGCCGGGGAGAGGCUCCUACUGGUAGAUCGCUAUAAUUACUCAUUGAAGCUGGUGGACACCAAUAACAACAAGGUGGUGUCGCAGGUAAAACUGUCAAGUGAGCCGUGGGGCAUGUGUCUCCUGCCCGGGGACAGGGCAGCCGUCACUCUGCCCAUGGAGGGGAAGAUUCAGCUCGUAUCUGCUCAGGGAAAUACCACACUACAGGAUAUUGUUAAAGUAGGUGGACAGUGUCAUGGAAUAGAUUUUUGUGAUGACAACUUGAUAGUGUCCUUCACCUCCCCAGCUAAGGUUAUGUUGAUUGACAUGAAGGGAAAGGUGAAGAAGAGUGUGGACAAAAACAGCAGUGGAAAACCUUUGUUUCAGCUUCCCUUGUAUCUGACAGUGACCAGAGAGAGUCCAACUCCGGCCAUAUAUGUAUCAGACUCGGGCACCAACACCAUAACCAAACUGAGCAUCUCACUAGAGGUGUUCCAGUCCUACCAGGACCCGACACUGACAUCACCACAGGGUCUGACACUUGUAGGAGACAACCAGCUGCUCAUAUGUGGGAGGUACAGUAACAACAUCCUGUUACUGGACACGCUCACCGGCGAGAUAACCCAACUGCUAGGGAGGGGGAAGGGGAAGGGGAUUGAGCGUCCAUACAGUGUGGCUUACUGUUCACUGAGGAAGAUGUUGUUUGUCACCUGUAGUGCAUUAAAAAAACUGGAAUUGAAAAAUUAUGUGAAAGUAUUCAUCUUAGUAUAGUUUAUUAUCAAGUCUUCCAAUUAAUAUGAGUGAAAUCUAUAUAUCCUGUGUAAAUGAAUUGUAGUGUGUAAGAACAAUUGUAAUGCAAUGUAUCGUACCAUACUGACAAUAUGCUUAUAAUUUCUAUAUGAUUGAAUGCACAUAGUUUCACUUAUAUUUCUCAACUAAAUCCAUGUCGAAAGGUUUGACGGAAAACUUUGAAGUUGUGUGAUAAUUUGUGGAUGAAAUAUACCCAUAGGUUGUCUUCUUACCACACCAGACAUUAAAUAAAUAAUUUGUGUUU
Mya arenaria is the source of this 2435-nucleotide messenger RNA. RefSeq lists its product as uncharacterized. The transcript has 4 exons. NCBI's taxonomy places the organism in Eukaryota, Metazoa, Mollusca, Bivalvia, Myida, Myidae. The coding region runs from base 203 to 2152 and encodes 649 amino acids. Gene Ontology annotation, cellular component: chromatin; nucleoplasm. The record is from RefSeq and is a predicted model, not a curated record. Gene Ontology annotation, biological process: positive regulation of DNA-templated transcription. Gene Ontology annotation, molecular function: zinc ion binding; protein binding; ubiquitin-protein transferase activity.